Molecule: messenger RNA, 1186 nt
Organism: Pecten maximus
Lineage: Eukaryota; Metazoa; Mollusca; Bivalvia; Pectinida; Pectinidae
Product: neo-calmodulin-like
Exons: 4
Coding region: 106-633 (175 amino acids)
Molecular function (GO): enzyme regulator activity; calcium ion binding
Source: RefSeq, a predicted model, not a curated record
CAAUGCUAGAGGGAAUUCUUAACAAGAAAAAAUGUUUUCACUGUGAGAGCAGCACGCAUCUGGAGCAGUCUGUCAGAAACGGUUAUAUCAGCCCCAACGUCAGACAUGAAAACCACUAGGCCUAUAUUGGUAAUCCUGUUCGUGAUUGGGAUGAACAUGCUGAUAAAGGCAGGAGAGACCAGGGGCCCGACGACGGAGACUAACAUCAAUGAUGCAGAAAUCAUAGCCUCGUUUGAAAUGAUUGACGACAACAGUGAUGGCCGUAUAUCCAAGGUUGAGUUGAUAAAGGGCGUGGAGUUACUCGGAAUGAAUCCUACAGAAGAGUACCCUCAAGUGAUGAUGGGACUUGCUGACCUUGAUGGUGACGGUUUUAUCGACUUUGAGGAGUAUAAGAAUAUGAUACGUCACAAUUAUAUAGAAACAGAUUUUGACUCUGCAUUCCGAAAUAUAGACAAAAACAAAGAUGGAUAUUUAAGUGUUGAUGAGCUCAGAUCGGCGCUAACAUACCAGGCCCCACCUGAAACGAAAUUAAAUGUGGAACUGUGUAUGGAGGAAGGUGACGUUAACAAAGAUGGGAAAAUAGAUUACACGGAGUUCGUGAAUUCGCAGUUGUGUACCAAGAUUUUCACUUAGUCUACGUACCGGUACUUGGUUAUCAAUACCCCGAUAUCAAUAAGCGAACAUGCACAUUGAUUUUUUAUUGGUUUAUUAUUCAUUUAUUGAUUUAAUUUUGUGGCGGCACGUUUACAAGAUGUUUACGCAGCUGAGAUGCCAUUAGUUUGUCGUUACCUUCGCCCUAAUUGCCGAUGGCCUUCACCAUUUAACAAUAGAGAAACGUUGUGCUAAUAUAUUUUAUUGCGUAAAGAUUUUUUACGGCUUUUCAAUAUGAGGAUUUUCAGGAUGUAAUGAGGAAUUUCUAAUCAUAACCAGAAUGCAGAAAGAAUUUUUGUAUUCAGAAGCCUUUUCUAAGUAUUAAAUAUUCAUUGCCUCAAAAAUUAUCUAAGGAAAAUUUAGAAACUGUUGGAUAUCUAGCAUGUAAUCGACAUUGUCAUGAUUAGAAAAAUCAUAAAUUGAUAUUUGGUGUGCCAUGAAUAAAUGAUUGCAAGAAAUAGCAUUCUCUAUGAAAACAACCAGACAAAAUGUUUGUUUAUGAGUGUUCUACAACUUAUUUUUUUUAGAUUGGUAA